AUGUCGCUAGUGGGCUAUGAUUAUAGUGAUAGUGAAGAAGACGAUCAGGAGGUGGCUAAUCAACAAGAAGAGCCCAUAAAAAAUGUUUCAGAAAAACUGGCUGGAACAACCACUGAACUGGGAAAUUCAUCAACUUCAUCAACCAGCAACAGCGAGUCAACAAAUGCACCAACAAAACCUUCACAACUUCCACCUGCUCAACCAGUGAUUUCAACUUUAAAGAAAGAUCUUGUAAAACGAUCUGCUAAUGGUCGCAUUCAGAUCACCGCUGAUUUAUCGCUGUUGAAUGCUCAGCACAGUGAUGAUUCAGACGAUGAAGAAGAGCGAGAAAGAAAAAGAUUGAAAAGGUCUAUGCAAGGAUCGAGGUUAAUUACGAUGUUACCGAAACCUAAAAAUCCUACAAAGCCAACUGUACAACCAAAGUCGUCACUUACAUCACUCGUUCCUAAUUCUGUCGCAAACCGUUCAAAAGCACAAAACCCUGUUUCAACAACGGCAACGGAGACUGUUGAAAAGAAACCAGAAAAGCCAACCUCUUCAACGUCUAGUUUCUUUUUCACAAAUAGCGAUGAUGAUGAUGAGGAUGACGAUAAUCCGCUGCCGACAACUGCAAAAGAAAUAUACCCGACUGCUUUUCCUACUUCUGCCAUUGCGCCUGACCUUGAUGCACGUCCUGUGUAUGGUCCUUCUAAGCCUGAAAUUAUACCCGAAGCUAUCCUCGCUGAUAGCCUUUACAGUCCAAUCGACCAGUCAGUGCCCAAACUGGAUCCUAACAAUGAUAUUACAUAUAAGAAGUACAUUGCUUCUAAAUUCGGCGAGGAAGCUUCGGCUGGAGGCAUCAAAUUUGUUGACUUUGACAUGUCUAAACAUCUUUCGCAGAACACUGACUGGAUAAAGAACAUUACCAUUGAAAAAGAGGAUCGCGAUGAAGAGGAAGAUGAGAAGAGCGCUCCAAAUUCUACUGCUCGCAGGAAGAACCAAAUUACUUUCCUUGCGUACCAGGCAAAGAAGCGCGAAACCGAGUUAAAGAACCAGUGGGCUGCAAACCGUUUGUCAAAAAAUCAGACUCGAGCUAAAUAUGGCUUCUAG
This is a messenger RNA of Rhagoletis zephyria (snowberry fruit fly), 1089 nucleotides long. The record is from RefSeq and is a predicted model, not a curated record. NCBI's taxonomy places the organism in Eukaryota, Metazoa, Arthropoda, Insecta, Diptera, Tephritidae.